Cynoglossus semilaevis (tongue sole) is the source of this 6045-nucleotide messenger RNA. It is a transcript of the gene ntm, whose product is annotated as neurotrimin. The transcript has 10 exons. The record is from RefSeq and is a predicted model, not a curated record. Lineage: Eukaryota; Metazoa; Chordata; Actinopteri; Pleuronectiformes; Cynoglossidae. Bases 878 to 1957 code for a protein of 359 amino acids.
UAUAUGAUAUGUAGAUGGGUAAAUAGAAUAGGUGUUUUCGAAGCUCCUGGAGAUCUUUCUUCUUGUUUAUUUCCUGUUGGAAUUCACUGUACAGAUAGUUUCCUUAAAUACGUUUAUAAAAGUGACUGCAGUUGCCACAAUUCACUUGGAAGGAAAAGCAAUAUUAGAACUUGGGAAUAUGUGUUUAUUUUUUAUACUGACCAUCGUUAAGAGUAGAACAAUAAGUAAGAAGCUAAUGUGAGAAAAAAACAUUAACAUGCAUUUAUGUAUAUGUAUUUAUGGGGAGAAGGUUUUAAGAUGGGGAACUAUAUUAAAUACAUUUAUAUUGAUUUAUCCCCAUGCUUUUCAUAUUAUUCAGUCUCUGCAGAAAAGAACAGCCCAGAAAAAUGUAGAAAAGGUGACAAUUAGACUGCAUCAAACGUCUCUCUGUCGCUCUGGUCGUAAUUCAUAUCAGGGUUGAAGACAAACAGCCUGAAGUGACUGAGUGAAUGAGGUGAUAUAAUCCAAGCAGGAGCGAUUCUCCUGGAGAAACAGCCGCUGACGUGUGCACCAAGUUGGCAAUAUACCAGUGAUAACAGGAAGUAAGACGAUGCGCCUUUCACAUUAAAAGUCAAGCUGGUCUGCGCGUCUACUAACAGGGCUGUGAUAUUUUACUGUGUUCAGUCUACACCGAGGUAUCCGUGGUAGCAGCCGCUAACUUUAUUAUGGUUUCGCUGUCAAUCGACUCACAGCUGAAGAGACUUUUGCGGAUGAGCUGCUUCAGUGGAUUCUCUACGACCGCCAGAGAUGAGGAUUUAAAAAAAAAAAAAAACAGUUGUCGCACUUUUUUGGAGGUAUUUUUCAAUUCUUGCUUAGACGAAACCUUAGAAGAGGCAACAUGAAGAAUCCUGUGUACUGGGCUGUUCUGGUCGGGAUCACUGUUUUGAUGAUGGAACAAGGGUUGCCGGUCCGCAGUCAAGUGGAUUCUCAGUCCGAUAACAAAGUGAUGGACAACAUCACCGUGCGUCAGGGGGAGACGGUCUUUCUCAGGUGUGAACAGGGGGACAUUGUUACACACACUGCAUGGCUCAACCGCUCCAGUAUUCUGUAUGCCGGUGAAGAGAAAUGGUCAGUGGACCACCGAGUGAGUCUGGUGACCCUUAAUCAAGAGGAGUUUACCAUCAAGAUAGAAGAUGUGGAUAUGAUGGAUGAAGGCCAGUACGUGUGUGCUGUCCAGACAAACAGUCGACCAAGAACCACCUCGGUGCAUGUCCUCGUUCAAGUACCACCGAAAAUCAUCAACCUGUCGAAAGAUAUCGUGGUAAAUGAAGGUUCCAACGUCACCCUCAUGUGUCAAGCCAGUGGUAAACCGGAGCCUUCUAUCAGCUGGAAGCUCAUCUCCUCCUCAGAGGACCGGCAUGAAGAUGACUUUCCCAGAGGAGACCUAGCUUCAGAUGAGGAGGUGCUGGAAAUCACAUCCAUCUCCAGGCAGCGGGCAGGGACGUACGAAUGCUCGGCCGUCAAUGACAUUGAUGCAGAUGUUCAGACUGUGGACAUCACCGUCAACUAUGCUCCAACUGUGUCAGAGGGCAGAGAUGUUGGUGUGACCCCGGGCCAGAGGGGAGUGUUGGAGUGUGAGGCUGACGCUGUGCCUGAGGCUGACUUUGAGUGGUACAAAGACGACAGAAGAAUCUUUAACGGGUUAGAUGGGAUGGAAAUCGUGAACUCUCCGUCUGUGUCCAAGCUGAUGUUUUUUAACGUGACUGACGGUGACUACGGCAACUACACCUGUGUUGCUGUCAACAAACUGGGCAGUUCAAAUACAAGUUUUCUCCUCUAUGUGGUAAAUGAACCCACUAGCUCAACGCUAUUGCAAGGACCGAGAGCAGUUCAGGACGGCAGUGGUGGCGCAAUCGGACUGCAGUCGCACACCUUCCUCCUCUUCAUAGUCCUCCUGCCGUUGCUUCUCCGAUUUUAAAGAGGAUUAAAAUUCAAAGUGUCCGUGUGUGUGUUUGUGUCUGUGUGUGAAUGUGUUUUUGUGUGAGUGCCUGCGUGUGUGUGUGUGUGUGUGUGUGCAUGUGCCAUAGCUGUUGGCCAGAAUUUUUAUUUUAACUUACAUUGUUACUUUUGGCAUAGAAUAAACAUAAUUGGAUUUUUUUCAUAGUUUUUUUCAAAUAUCAGUAACAAUCAUUUUACGUAUUGAUUUGUUGGCAUAUUUCUUUAAAUUAUAUAAUUCUGGAAGGUCUCUUCUAUGUGUACAAAAAAUGUGUGUAUGCAUGUUUUGAUGAAUGGAGCUUCUUUUAAUUAAUUGCAAUUUACAUUAAUUUUACCUACACUAGAUUCUCAUUUCAACACCAGGAAAAAGGCAAAAUUACAGCAUGUAUGAGAGGUGAAUGUUAAAUACCUCAAAGUCAAAAUGAGACAGUGGAACAGAAGGAAUGGAGGCUGCCCUGAGGCCAAAAGCCUGGUAUUAUCAUAUUUUAAUGUAUAAUAAUUUUUAUUCAGUCCAGUUGUUGGAAGCUAAAUUAUUUCUGACCUUCAAGUGUUUAUGUUCGCAGCAUUUUAAUGUUAAUGUUGGUAAUCACAUGGUCACUAUUGUUAAAUUUUUUCUGAGUUUUUUUUUUUUUAGUUUUUUUUUUUAUAGUUUUAAAACAUUUGAUAAGGGAAAACACAAAGCUGAAAAAACAGCCUAGUUCAAUGUCCUUGUUGUGUUUUUCUUUACCAGUACAGUUGUACACAAUAAUGUGUUGAGAAUAAUUAUGCUAUAAUUAAGUAGGAGGGAGCGCAAGGAUGUGACCUGAGUAAUGCAAAUGUACUAAUGCUGUUGCUACUUGUUUGAAAACAAAACAAAAAAAAAACAUGCAAUUUUUACAAAACAUAUUUGAGGAAAUGAUUCUGUACAUGUUCCAAACCAGCGGUGGGAGGUCAAAGACCAGUCAUUUGAAACCAUGUCAACAGAAAAUAAACACUGCAUGCAUUUAGACACCAAUGACCCAAAGACUGAAGGCAUUUAUACGACAUCAUGCAUCUUUUAUGUUAAUGUUUUUCCUCAUUAUUGUGUUUUUGCAAACAAGAAGGUUUUACUUGUCUUUAAACUGGGGACAUAGUGUUGGAAACGGUGUCCAUGGUUAUUUCAGGCUUUUUUUUAAUUUAUUUAUUUUUAAAUGUGACCCUAACAAGUACAUGCUGCAGGCAUACAACACAAUAACUGUAUUUCUACAGUCUAAUGUCCACUUAAAGCGCACUGCUAUUGAGCCAUUCCACAUGCUCAACAUCCAAUCAUCAUGCAAAGCUUUUCCUACACAAGUCACCAAAGCCUAAACUUCCAGGAACAACUUCUGGGUAGGGGUUCUUGCCCAUGGACACACUGUCAUGUAGACUAGCAGAGAUGGGAAGUAAGGCUUUGUCUUGUUCCUUCAUUUUGGAAGGCAACCCAGUAAAUUAGCUUUGUGUCUGUAAGUGGUUUACAUUGUCCUGAACUCUGACUCUGAACAUAAUUCUGACCUUAGGUUCCUUGUUUUUUGUCCUUACCUGACCUUUAGCCUGUUAAAAUCCACGUAAAGUGUGCACUACUGCGAUCCUCAUGUUUGACCUGUUUAACUUUACUUUCUAAUUUGCCCUGUUUUCUGACACAUGCAAUGUAAAUGAUCUUCAGAAGGCACAAACAGUACUAGCUAAAUAGAAACCAGAGUGCAUUUAUACAUAAGAAUGUGAAGGCCACACAGGAGCAGGUAGAAAUGUUUAAGUAUGGCCCAACUUAAAAAAAAAUCAAUUUCUAUUCAUACAAUACAUUUGCUGUGCUGAGAAUAUAGUCCAUUAUUCAAAUGUGUUGUUCUCAAGGCCAUAUGGAGAAAAAACAAGAGUUUUUAGCAGUAAAAAAAAAGGCUAAGUCUAAAUGAAGAAAAGGCAAAAAACAUUUUUCGACCAUACCUAAGCAAAUACUGCUCUAGUGAUGGGUUUCUGUGAAAUAGCCACUGUCAGUAGACAUAAACAAUCGCAUCCACUCUUUCAGUUCACAUAAAAAAAAAAAAAAAAUGAGCACACUCCUUACAGAUUUUAAGACGAUUUACUGUAUAUACACCCUUUUGCAUACAUUCCUUUGAAAGAUGUCCAAGCACAUAUGUUGAAAACUGGGUUGUUAUUUAAGUGUUUUAGUUCUUCUGAGCAGUUGUUCGGUGAGACAUCUAUAUGCCAUACUACCUUAACUGAGAUGUGGUGAUUACUGUGCAGUGAAACGAAUGUUGCUUGUUCACAGAAACCCUUGAACACCUCACGGCUGCGAUUGUGUGAACAGCAGCUCUCCACAGCACACAGACAAUUAUAUUCUCUUUGCUUAAUUUUAUAAAUUAUACCUAUUUGGGUUUGUUUCCUUAAUGUAAAAAGUAGAAACCACACUUUAGUUGGGUUUUGUUGUUAAUUUUAGCAUUUAACUGUUUCUACGCUAAGUGUGUUCCCUGCUAAAUAAACAGGUGCUAAAUAAACAGGUGCUAACACCUGUUUAUUUAGCAGGUGUCAGCACCAAUCUUAUCACUCUACAGGGUUUUGCCCCAUUCUGACAUGUAAGAAACAUUAACUUGAGCGAUGGGGUUUAAAAAUCCUGAUGUCUGAAAGAUUCUUUUCAAAAAGCUGUGAUCGUCACUGAAUUGCAACAUUUUGUCAUUCUGGAAAUGUGAUGUAAAAAAAAACUAAGAGAAAGUCAAGCACUAUAGCUAGCUUAUAUAGCAUAUUGUCAAAUUAAUUAUACAUAAGAGUAAUAUACGAAAGAUAAACAAUAAUUAUCUUGCCUGCUAGCUAACAUUAGUGAGACUCCUUUUCCCUCUAUUGCAAUCCACGGAGAAAACUGAGUGAAAACCUAAAGAAGAUUUAAUUUGUACAUUUUAUUACUGCCUAUACUUUACUCAAAGGCAGUAAUGUGGAUGAGGUAAAGCUGGCAGAGCCAACCAUUUUUUUCAACAUCGGAUCAAUAAAUCCUACAUAACCCUACUGUAUAUUACAUAUCGAGUGAUCUGGAGUAAGCCUAAUUGAAAGAGGAGACAUUUAAAGGAUAAUCUCGGACAUAGAGCCCUUGUGAUUUAUCGGGCAUUUAUGAAACGAAACAUCUAGGACAGAUAUCUUCAAUGUCAAUAUAUUAGUGAACUAAUCUCCUGUCAGUAAAAAUAAACAAUCAAACCUUCUUUUUAAGAAACUAUGUCUAUAAGAAUGUUGCAGACAAACUAACUUUCUGAAUUGCAUUACAUUAGCCAUUUUCUUGAUGUUUUCUUCCUGCACAACAUUGUAAAAUCAGACAUCCGUCCUAUUAGAGUGAAUGCAAAUGUUUCGAGUUCCCACAAAUCUUGACUAAAAAAAAAGGAUAUGUAAAUGAUACAGUGUUUCCCAGCCCAGCCGAACUUCUAAUCAUAAAUCCUAGCAACACAUGGAAAGCCUGUCAAAAAUACACAAGUCAUAUAUUUCUGAUGCACCGUCGAGUCCAGCUCUGAAGCUGCUCUGUGCGAUGGAUUUAAAUCUUUCUGUUGCCAUCCAAUUGUGGUCCUGGAAUUUUGAAUCACAGCCAUGAGUGCUACUGUUCUGGCAUUGCAUAUUGAGGUUGAAAUAAGUUGAUCAGUCUGAAGGGUUAGGGAUGCAUUUUUUUUUUCUGUCUUGGUGUUGGUAUGUGCAAGACAAAAGCGCAGUGUUUCUAUAAAAAUUUGAUACAAGCUAAAAGCAGAAAUGACUGAGAUUCUGUUGCACCUACAAGUUGAACGUUUUAUUAAUUUUAGAUGUUGUGACAUUCGUGUGGUUUGCAUUGUAGUUCAAAAGAGGGGACAUUUUAAACGGGAACUCUGGAUGGAUAUGAGGAUUCACACGUUUCUUAUCUCAGCAGCCGGGGAAUAUCACAGAAGACGCAUGACACUGUCUCAGAUCCUCCUCUUUGCCUGGCUACGAGUUCACCGAGUCCUCUUUAAAUGGACAGUUAACACGUGGAGGAAAACGAACUGUUUGCCUCCCUGCAUUGUAAAGAUCCAUAUGUAUUUUCUUGAUGAAAGGUGUGCUCAUAUUUAAGACUGGGAAAAAUAAAAUGUUGUAUCU